This is a messenger RNA of Paraphaeosphaeria sporulosa, 1834 nucleotides long. RefSeq names its product amino acid transporter. The transcript is spliced from 4 exons. The record is from RefSeq and is a predicted model, not a curated record. Gene Ontology annotation, biological process: transmembrane transport. Gene Ontology annotation, molecular function: transmembrane transporter activity. Gene Ontology annotation, cellular component: membrane. Bases 145 to 1773 code for a protein of 542 amino acids. Lineage: Eukaryota; Fungi; Ascomycota; Dothideomycetes; Pleosporales; Didymosphaeriaceae.
GUGCCCGGCGAGGAUGCGCGCUCUAUAUCACGGCGCUCGCCCGCUGCCGCGGAACGCACGCCUGCCUUGUGUAACCUCCUCGAUCUACGUCUUCAGAUCGUUGUUCAGACCGAGACUGCUUGAUCAAGAAGAAGUUGCACGAGCAUGGCGACUAGUAUGGAGAUAACGCAUAGGAAGGGGAGCGUGAGCGCGAGGAAGGGGAGUGUGGAUGGCGCGGCGGAGGCGCAGCUCGCGAAGAUGGGGUAUCAGUCUGAACUGCCGAGGAAUCUGAGCAUGCUGAGUGUGCUGGGGCUAUCCUUCGCCAUUAUGGCUGUUCCCUUCGGUCUCUCGACAACACUGUAUAUCACUCUCACGGACGGCCAAUCUGUUACGAUUCUAUGGGGAUGGGUCCUUGUGUCUAUCAUUUCACUCUCGAUCGCCGCCUCUCUGGCCGAAAUCUGCGCUGUCUAUCCUACUGCUGGCGGCGUCUACUACUGGUCCGCGAUGCUUUCUACGCGUAAAUAUGCGCCUGUUGCUUCCUGGGUAACUGGAUGGCUCACCCUCGUCGGAAACUGGACUGUCACACUCUCCAUCAACUUCUCUGGCGGUCAGCUCAUUCUUAGUGCAAUCAGUCUGUGGGACGAAACCUUUGUACCGAAUCAAUGGCAGACGAUCCUGAUGUUUUGGGCCGUCAUGCUGGUGUGUAUGCUAACGAACAUUUUCGGCGCGAAAUACUUGGAUCUGAUCAACAAGAUCUGUAUCUACUGGACGGGGGCGAGCGUGAUUAUCAUUUUGAUCACGCUGCUGACGAUGGCGGAUACUAAGAGGAGUGGAGAUUUUGUGUUUGCACACUAUGAUGCCUCGGCAUCUGGGUGGCCCUCUGGAUGGGCGUUUUUCGUUGGACUGCUUCAAGCGGCUUACACGUUGACCGGCUACGGCAUGGUAGCAUCCAUGUGCGAAGAGGUGCAGAAUCCUGAACGCGAGGUUCCCAAAGCCAUCGUGCUGUCCGUCGCCGCGGCAGGCGUCACAGGUGUCAUCUACCUGAUCCCAAUCCUCUUCGUCCUCCCAGACGUCCAGGUACUCCUGGAUGUCGCCAACGGGCAACCGAUCGGUCUCCUCUUCAAGACCGUCACCGGCUCCGCAGCCGGCGGCUUCGGCCUGCUCUUCCUCAUCCUCGGAAUCCUCUUCUUCGCCGGCACCGGCGCCCUGACCGCCGCAUCUCGCUGCACGUACGCCUUCGCGCGCGACGGCGCCAUCCCCGGCUCGCGCCUCUGGAAGCGCGUAGACAAGCGCUUCGACAUUCCCCUGUGGGCCCUCGUCCUCUCCACCGUUGUCGACUGCCUCCUCGGCCUCAUCUACUUUGGCUCUUCCGCUGCUUUCAACUCCUUCACCGGCGUUGCGACGAUCUGCCUCUCUACCUCUUACGGUAUGCCGAUCCUCAUCUCCGUGCUGCGCAAGCGCCGCGCGGUCAAGCACUCUAGCUUCAGUCUCGGACGCUUCGGGUACUUUAUCAAUAUUGCGACCCUGUGCUGGAUUUGCCUCGCUGUUGUGCUGUUCUGCAUGCCCGUCAGUCUGCCUGUCGAAGCUGCGUCGAUGAACUAUGCGAGUGUUGUGUUUGCGGGUUUCGCGGCUAUUAGUGUCAUUUGGUAUUUCAUCAGGGGAAGGAAGGACUUCAGUGGGCCGCCAGUGCCGGUGGAUGUGGCACCGGGCGAGGAAGUGCCGGUCGUGGGUGUAGAAAGAGCCGAUUUGGAAGGGGCGAGCCCGGUGGUCGGGAAAGAGACCGAGAAAUUGUAGAUUCUGGAGCAUUGCUGUACUAUAUGUAUACAGGAGGCUGAGAAAUGUAUAUAGAGCUGGU